CACGCUACAACUUGGAUAGUUGGAGUACAAGUCAUCCAUCCGUCCCUUUGAAAACUUUCCCGCGGUUCGCCAUUUUAGACUUCAACCCAUGAUUUUCUUUGAUUUGAUGCUUCCUUUUUCUUCCUUCUUUCCUUCCUUCAUUUUUAAUAUAGAAGUAUAGAAUUCGUUAACUUGUCAACUCAGCUAAUCUCUAUUUUCCUUCUCUGAUAUACUUUAAUUUGAUGGCUGCUUCUCAAGAAAAUGCUUUUCUAAUGGAAGCAAGUGCAACCGAUCUAGAGCUCCAGGAACAAGGAUGCGGAUGCUUUUCAACGACUUUCCGAUCGUGUUUUCGAUCCCGAAAACUAGACGCUGAUCGAGUCAAUCUGUUGGCAGAGAGACAGGAAUACAGGGAAUCCUGGGUGGUGAAACAAGUAAAGAAAUUGAGAGAGGUAUCUGAAUUAGUAGCUGGACCUAAAUGGAAGAACUUUAUUAGGAAAAUCGGUGCUUACUUCAAUACUAAUAAAAAGAGGAAUGAUUUUCAAUAUGAUUCUUUUAACUAUACUCUAAAUUUCGAUGAUGGAGUCCAUGAUGAUGAUCAACAUGCUGCUAAUCUUGGGUUUUCAUCCAGGUUUGCUCCUCCAGUGCUCAACAAUAAGAAGGCUAGAUCAUCAUCUUCUUAAUCUUUUAUUACUUUGAUUCUCUGAAAUGAGAAUUCAUGUAUAUGCUAAAAUUCUACUUAUUUCUUUGUAUGAAAUUGAAAUUCUCUCUAUACAUAGCUAUGAUAUGAAUUGUCAACUCAGUUUUUGGGGCUUUUUGUAUAAUCAUUUGUUUUUUUUGACACAAUUAAAUUUAAGAUAUUAAAAGUUUUCUAGUUUUUAAUUGAUAGUAAUAUAUAAUUUUUUAAAUUGUAUCGAAAUAAUAAAUGUUAUUCUGACUACAGUUAGUUGAAGAUGAGAAAAAUAUUUGUACAAGACAUAAAACAACUGUUCUAUUAAGAUAUGUUUAAUGAAAUUGUCAAAUAAUUAAAAAUUUAUACUCUUU
Messenger RNA from Amaranthus tricolor (Joseph's coat), 1020 nucleotides. RefSeq lists its product as uncharacterized. NCBI's taxonomy places the organism in Eukaryota, Viridiplantae, Streptophyta, Magnoliopsida, Caryophyllales, Amaranthaceae. The coding region runs from base 222 to 659 and encodes 145 amino acids. The record is from RefSeq and is a predicted model, not a curated record. The transcript has a single exon.